AUGGGGCUAUGCAGGAUGUAUUACAGUCUGGUAGAUCGACUUGUGUCCCUUGUGACAGCAGGGAAUCUAACCUGGAAGUUCUGCCAUAUAGGGCUUGAUCUUAUAAACCUAUUGCAGCGUCAUGAUGUGCCUGCCCCACCCAGCAUAGUAGAACUGAUGACCCAGUCCUGUAUACAUGAGUCUCUCUACAGACGUAAGAUUAGUGUAGUCAGCCUGAUGUCCAUUCUACGUCAGUACAAGAGGCCGACCAAGAAGGUGCUAGUAGAUCCUGUGAAGAAAGCCUCCAAACACAUCCCCACCCUGGGGCCGAACACAGAUCCAGGACUGAGACCAGGGUUCCGGGCCGACAAUGCCUGGCACCAGUACAAUGUCAGGGAGAUCCCAGAUUCAGCUGAGAAAUGGGAACAACAGGUGGUUGUGGAGAAGACACACUGGGGACACUACACCUGGCCUAAUCAGCUAGAGACCUAUGCAGCCCACAGUGAGCAGCCCAAGUUGAACCGCCCACGUGAGGAGAUGUCAGACAGUGAGAGGGUUAUCUAUGAUGCCUUCAGCAGCCCCGAGUAUGUGGCCAAGCUGAUAGACUUCCUGACCCUGGAGGAGAACAAGGGCAAGGAUCAGUUCAACCAUAUGAGAAUGAUCCUCUUUAAGGGCCUGUUCCGUAACUACGGGGACUGCGUGCUUGCCCCGUUGAAGCCCCACAUAGAACGGCUGAUCAGUGACAUGAGUCACGACAAGCAUGAGACCAGCCACCGGUGUGCCAUGGAGAUCAUGUCUGGCCUCAUAUUGGGCUCUAAGCACUGGUCAUAUGAAUCGACUGUGUCACUGUGGUCCUGGCUGCUGCCACUUCUCCGCUCGGCUCUCAACAGCAUCACAGACUCCACGCUGAAAGACUGGAGCACUUUCUUUACCUUUGCCUGUGAGAGUAGAGAUCCCCGCAAGCUGUACUGGUUCUAUGAACUUCUCCUUGAUAACCCUCUCAAUGGGGAGGGAGGAUCCUUCAGUGACGCAAGUCGUCUGUGCAUGCUACAGAACGCCCUGUUACAACAAGAGUGAAGGGUGGGGGACAUUCAUGACCGCCUUGUCACCUACCUCACACCACAUCUCUCACACAUGUACAAGAUGGUCAGGGACCGUAUUGGAUCG
Molecule: messenger RNA, 1146 nt
Organism: Dreissena polymorpha
Lineage: Eukaryota; Metazoa; Mollusca; Bivalvia; Myida; Dreissenidae
Product: proteasome activator complex subunit 4-like
Exons: 9
Coding region: 1-1056 (351 amino acids)
Biological process (GO): proteasomal ubiquitin-independent protein catabolic process
Cellular component (GO): nucleus; cytosol
Molecular function (GO): proteasome binding; peptidase activator activity
Source: RefSeq, a predicted model, not a curated record